AAUAGAUCAUAGCAGAAGGAGAAGUAGAACACGUACAAGGGCAAGUGCAAGUUAGUACUAGGUCUAGGACUACUCACUAUUGCAGUGUAAUAGUAACAAGAGCUUACAACUGCAACGCAAAAAGAUGGUCAACAGUCGCAAACUUCGCGCACUCGUCCUCGCCGGCUCAUUGGCCGAGGCCGAGCGAGUCCGUGCCAUGCAUGUUGAGGAUGAUGGAGCGGCAGCGCGUCCGCAUAAGCUCCAGCGCAAAAAAGGCGACCACCCAUCCAAAUCCAUCCAUCCAUCUGGUGGAGAUGACUCCGACGCGAAGAACGCUUUUUUAGAGGUGUCCCUGGACGUUAGUCUCCAGAAAAUCCGACAAAAAGGAGAAAAAAGGGCGGAGGAGACCGAGGUCGAGCAGUUAACAAUCACUUAAUUAAUUUGCACAUUGAUUUUGAUUUUGUCUUCAUAUUCUUUCGAUGCGAUUGGUUCGUCGUAUCAUGUUUUUUCUUUGAAUUCGAAAGAUGCGUCUGAUAUUGUCUGAGUUUUGACACGCUAGUCGACAAACUCUACCGCUUUCUACCUCCUCUCUCACUUCCUUGUACAGGAGAAAUCUCGUCAACAACAACAGGUGACACCGAUGGAGCGUUUGCUGAACGAUCUCCGCGAGACUCUAACGCAGAAGCGUCAAACGUUGGGCAGAAUGAUAGCGAUUGGAUCAACGGCAAGAGGCUCAAGGAUCUCAGUCAUGAGGCCAAGCAAAUCGCAGCCACUUGGCUCCGCUCACAUGGCCACUGGAUCAGAAUCACACCCAGGAGAAAGCCCACUCCGCUAAGAUCAUCAUCAGGGGGAUCAGGAUGGGAGUCGAAUGGCCCAAGGGGUCGGAAUCAAUACCGAGGCCCCUAGCGUAGCGAGUAGCCCGACACCCAUGAACCUGAAGAGGCACGCCCUGGAACUGCGUGAGAAUCGUCAAGCUGGACGGACUUGCCCCAGCCUUCGCAGGGAUAGCGAAGGGGAUGCUGGUCCUGUUAGCAAUGUCCACCGACUGAAUACCGACCAAACAUUUACACCACUAGAAUGAACACACUGGAAACCACUACCACACGCAUGCAAGCCAGGGAAAUUACUCGGGUCACUAUUACCAGCCUGCGGGUGAGAAAGAUGACACGGCUACCACUAGGAUACGCAUGAAGGUGGUGACAACUACUAGGAUGAUGAUUAUGAUGAAACUACUCGGGGAACCUGGGAACCGUUGGGACCUUGGUGCGGUUUGUCAUUCUGGUGGGGAUCUUCAUACCAUGGGAGGAACAUAUGAAGGACCAGGAACAUAGGCGGGAACGACUGAAAUCAGAACCAGCAACAUAGGGACUGGGGUGGGUCCUUAUGGUGAUUCGUCACAGACUCGAUCUGGGUCGUGGUUGGUCUUGAUCUUGCCUACAUUCCCCCUCCCAAAGUAAGGACCACGCCACCACACAAAACUACACGCGCCAAGUGUUACGCACGACUCUCGAUCACAACUUCGAGAAAGUGACAAAAUGCGCUCUGGCUACGGACCUCAGCUUUUCGUCGUCUUGCGCACGAAGCAAAUAGCUGUAGAUAUUUGACACUACUCAGACCUUUCGUGAGAGGGUCUGCUCGGUUCAAGUCCGUUGGACAAUAACGCAGGUUCUUGACAUGGUCGCGGACUGCGUGAUGCCGAAGAUCGACGUGCUUCGUUCGAUCGCUUCGUCGUUACUGUCGACUUACUGAGACCUAGAGCAGACUGACUAUCCACGAACACAAGCGGAACACCUCCUGAGCCUUCUGUCUCUAGAUACCAAUCAAGAAAGCCCCGGACCGUACACAUCUUGAUAGUGUCAUAUACAGCGACAUACUCAGCCUCGCAGGUGCCAUGUGCUCUGACUGUUUGUCGCUUGACGGACCACGCAGCGGGAACCCCGCGAAAGUACAAGAUGCUACCACGCACUGGUUGACUUCAGGGCUACUGUACAACCAGCAAAGUCAGAAUCGCUGGACGCAACUGACUUGCCUACCUCUUUACCAGCUUCUGCUGCUACCUUUCUGUAUACUUUUUUGAAACCAGUCUCGAUCUCGGGGGAGUAUUCGAGACCUACGUCUUUUGUACCUUUUAAGUAUUGAAGAAUGCGCUUUGCUCGCUUCUUCGUGUUCUCAGUGGGGUUAGCCACUUCACGGGCCACGCGUUGCGCUGCGAAUACUAUGCCCACUCUACACAGGGUUGCGAUAUACAUCAAACCUCCGACCAGACUACGCAGCGGGAAGUCGCCAGUCGUAGGGGUAUCGGAUUCAGGACUGUACAACACGGGCGAGGACACAGCUCGGCACUCGGUCAUGUCUGACACUGGUUGCGGCUCGACGCUGGUUGAUCUUGGUCUUGCCUACAGUUCCCGACUUGCCUCAUCGUCUGAGGGUCUAGGCUUCUAGGGUUUUCAGCGCUCUAACGUUCUGCGCCUUUCUUUAGGCCAUAAGCGCCAGGGAGUUAGUACAGGUGGCCGCUGUCUCUCUCAUCAGUUUGCGUGGCGGCCUGAACAGUUAGCGUCUUCGCUGACUUUUUGGGGCUUCGAAAUGAGCGCAGAAGAGGAAAGCGCGACACGCUUCGAGGAAUGCGCGGGCACAGUAGUUAGUAAAGCUUUGCCGCGCUUCGGGGGUGGGACUUGCGUCGGGUUUCUGCUCUGCUGGAAGAAGCAAGCACGGGCGCCCACCUGGAAAAGAAGAGAAAGGCCGAGAGUGAAGGUUCUCGCGCUCGGUGCAGUGCGUGUGUCGAGUAAGCUAGGCACCUGAAAAAGAUCAAGGGAGUAGCCUCGCCUGGGCGCUUUCUUGGGUGGCUCGCCGGCUUUUGCCGUGGCAGACAGAGGCGCGCGCCCCCUCCUCGGCGUGUCCCACCCUGCAGCUCUGGCUCCUUUGUGUCAAGACACAGCGCGCAGGCCAAUACGCCAGCACUCGGCGUUCGUGUUGCAUGCUGAUGGUGGGCUCUCAGCUUUCGGGCAUGGGCGCCGCCGGCUUUAUUGAAGGGAAAGAGGCCGCGGCGGCUGAACUUUUUCGGAAUAGAGAACGAAGGGAGCGAAAGGGGCCCGCGAGCUGUGUGGGGGUUGGUUCAGCGCCUUGCAGGACCUCAAAGGAGGCGAACAAGGGCGGGAAGCUGCUGCGCAUGCAGUAGCCACCCCAAAGAAACAGGCGCAACCUUUGGGGGAUAAACCUGCCCACAAGCGCAAGGGAAAAGGAAGGCGCAACUACCUGCACAGGAAGAAGAUGGAGCAGGAAAGGACGGGGGGGGGCGCUUGCGCUGCAACAAGUGACAGGCCCAUCUGUCUUGAAGUUGGGCCCGUCGGUCUAGGGUUUGGGCAAAUGGCCCCAGUGCAUAAGGUAAAGCUCCCAAGAGCUUGCGGGGGGGAAAAACUGAAGGAGAAAGCUGGGGCGAGGCUCGUCAUUUUCGGCGUUGUAGUCUCUGCACAGGCUGGAGACCAACAGGGGGGGAAGGCGUUGACACGGUUCCCAGUGCUGACUCGACGAAGCUACACACUGGAGAGAUAUGAGGCGAGGGCACUGAUUGACCGCCGAGCGGUGGGCAAAUAUUGCCGAGCCAACGGGUGAAGGCCUAGAGCUGCACGGCAUGAGGCAGAUGGGGGACCUGGCUGGGGUGUGUGUGGUGGCGCUGGGCAUGGAAGAAGUGCGCCGCGCUUCCCCGCUAGGGCAGCUGAAGGAGGUGGGAACGACUGAAAGCGCAGCGGCGUGAAAGCUGACGGAAAAAAGACGGAUGGCCUGUCCACGACGAUGACAGUGGACCCGGGCCGCCGCUUGGAUUUUGCUCGGCCAGACAGUCGGGUCGCUGCCACCCCCCGCGCCCACAUGCAGCGCCAUGGCUUGAGGACUGCCUGACCCCUACGCACAGGCCGCGCGCCUGUCAGCAUUGACCGCGCGGCGGAUCUGGGUCGAACUCUGCAAAGUGGCCCCAGGUGUUAGAGGGUGGGCCUGUGUCCAGAGUCUCGGCUAUUGUGCUUCCUUGGUUUCUGCCACUCGACCCGCCUCUACUUCGCAGAUGAGGGCCAGGGGCUGAGCAGUUCAGACAGCCAACUCGAGGGACCUCGCCAAAACUUCCCUUGUCACGGCGUGCGGUGAAGUUUCCGCGCCAUGUUUUUUCUGUGUCAUAAGUUUCUUCUUCUUGACAGCGGUAGGCCCUAGCUUCGGGCCAGCCUGCGACAGUGCAGCGGGUGGCGCUCUUCCUCUUCAGAGUCAAGAUGUACGACUAUGAUCAAAAACUUUCAAAUUUUUCAACAUGAUGGGGGGCUCUCGGUCUCGGGCAGCUCUUUCACAUGCGUAACAAUUUUCAGCCUCCUCGCCCACCUGCGGGAUUUUUAUCUCCGAACAGAAGCGAGCAGAACCGUGACCAUAUCACAGCUGCAGCAUGUAUCUCCGCACCCUUAUCGGCGUGCCGUUUUUCAGCAAGCGCCUCCGACUUUCAAGCACUACGCAUGACGAGAAUCAUUAGCGAGCAGGCUAAGUAAUAGCUAGAAGCGUCGCGCUGGUCUCUUUGUCGAGGGUGGCGCAGUGGUCUUUCGUGACAGUGUCACGGCCACCAGCAUCAGAGGCAACGCCUUCGGCUUUCUCAGCUAGCUUGUGGCCGUGUUUUAUUGCUUUGUUUGGCGGCUUUUCAGCUCCUGACUUGCUUCGGCUUUGGACAUCGCUGGCGCCUGGGGGUUGGUGUCACGUUGUGGCGCCUGGUGGCGCUCCUCUUUUGUCUGGAGUCGAAGCGGCUGCGCGGCUUCUCGUAUUUUUUCAAAACAUUUCUGGCGCAUUGCCCUCGGGUAGUGUUGUCACAUUUGAAAUUUUCAAGACUUCUUUGCGGUCUUUUGGAGCCCAUUCAAGACAAGCGUGCGGGCUACUGCGUGCUCGGACUUCAGAGGGGGCCCCUUCCCUUCGCGGACCUUCUUGCCCCGUGCUCGCAAAGAGCUAACAUCUUUGGGCAAUCAGUCAACGCGUAGGGCAUCUUUUUCAAACGCAACCAGCACGCCGCCGGGUGCUGGCUCUUCAUAGAUUUGCGUCGCCUUGGCGCAACUUCUGGCGACAGGUGUGCACUCGGCAUGCUAUAGGUGGUGGCAUGCUGUGCCUUUCGAUCGUUAUGGGCUCGCAGCGUCGCGGCUUCUUUGCUGCGAUGGUGCUCUGGGUGAGCUGUCUUCCUAUAUAUCAGAGGGCGAGCCGAUUUUUGUCCCCAGCAUGGUCAGGCCUGUCCUGGGUGGCUAGGUUGCAGCGGGGACUCUUAUUCCGGUCGGGCAGACAUCUUGUGGGGCAAUGGGUCUAGUUGGUGAAUUUAUCGCAGCGGCCCGAGAUCUGACGUGAGCGCUUCUCUUUGAGGCCAUUGCCAUUGCGGCCCCGUCGCUUUGCUAGAGGUUGCCCGGCUUGGCACCAUUUGACGGAUGGGCGUGUAUUGUCAUCCGCUUCGGCCAGAAAAGGUGGGCAUGGUGAUCUACCUUACCACGCCGCUCGCUGGUUUGGGUUGGUUUUGAGAUUUGCAUGAGUCGCCUCAUCGUAAAAACCGCCCCCGCGAUUGAAGCGCGUGCGGCGCAUUCAGGCGACCGACGACUUUCGCGAAGCAGUGGCACUUGGGACGGCAUCGGCAGAAUUGUUGUCGCAGUUAGUGGGUAUGCUUAGCCCUGCUGCCUUUGUCGUUCGGAUGGGCCGCGUGUUUCUGCGUUCGGCUUACGACGCGACUAGCGAAGCGAACCCAUCGGGCGCCCUGGGGCAUUGGCAGAAAGGUCGGCGGCCCGCGGUGUUAGAAAUGUGGCCUGGAGUGGUGGCGUGAGAUGUUUGAGAACGGUCCAGGGGCGCCGACUCAUGUCGCGAAGUCGGGGGCUGCGGGCGUUCCUCUUUGCCUCGGGCCUCUUUCCCUUGACAGCCGACGGACCUCGCUCCCUCUCGUAGGAGAUUUAGGCGAAGGGGUUGGCGACUGGCGACGCGUCCGGCACCGGUUGGGGUGCGCAGUUAGAUGGCGACAGAAUGGAGCUCGCAGGUCGGUCCACCCUUUUCGGCCUUUCGCAGGUGCCCUCGAACAUGAGGGGAAUCGUGCUCAUUUGCGCGCCCCUUUCCAUCCCGGCCGUGGCGGUCCAGCUGGGGCUGGGGCUUUUGCUGUAUAGUAUCGCACUGACAGCGCGACGGCGUGGCAUUUUUGCGCGAACUUCGGAGGAGGGAACGGUGAGAGGCUUACGGCCAUGGCUAUGGGAAUCUUGGUGGAAGUGUCUGGGCUUGGUUUUUCCUUAAAAUCUCCUCCCACCUGGUGCGUCGCGCGCGCAACGUGAUUGCGGACGUGUUGCCUCGCCUUUUGCUGACCUCCGUGCUGCGUGACCCGUGUCCGGCUAAGAUUUUGCACGGGCGUGGGGCUAACUAACUUCAUUAGGCAGGUUUAGAACUAUACCAGUGCCCUUCGUGCUAAUGGAGUUACGGCUCAAGCAGUGUCCAUGGCGUGGCUUCUGUGUUCUCCUCGUCGUCGCUGGUGGAAGCGGGUGAGUGGGAAAGUCCACUAACUCGCUGCUCGCCAGCUGACUUGGGCCAUGAGCCAAAAACAGCGAAGUGCCACCCUUCCCACCCUUGAUUAGUUUUCGUUCCGUAAUCCGUUGGUCUGCUAGAUAGUUCUGAGGUGAGUUGACCAACUGUUGUUGUGUUUGACCGGAGCUUGGUGGUGUGGGAUGUGUAUUCAUGACGAUCACAACUGCACCCUCCGAAGCGAUGACCUUGGCUUCGUCGGGCGCUUCCCUUUUGCGGGUCUCUCCCGUCCUAUCCGGGGCACUUCAAGAGCCAUCUCGCCAAAGGGCUUGAGUCUAACUUCAUGUAGAUGCGCAGGCCCGAGACGUGCGACAACAGGACCAAAACGUGCGACAAUUUGAGAGCCUUCUCGAAUCCGUACGGGUUGAGUCGAGUGGCGUGGCGAAUCGAUUGCGACCGAUAA
This is a messenger RNA of Amoebophrya sp. A25, 6934 nucleotides long. The record is from the annotation of a GenBank genome assembly. Lineage: Eukaryota; Dinophyceae; Syndiniales; Amoebophryaceae.